Molecule: messenger RNA, 663 nt
Organism: Anneissia japonica
Lineage: Eukaryota; Metazoa; Echinodermata; Crinoidea; Comatulida; Comatulidae
Product: cholinephosphotransferase 1-like
Exons: 6
Coding region: 1-663 (220 amino acids)
Biological process (GO): phosphatidylethanolamine biosynthetic process
Cellular component (GO): endoplasmic reticulum membrane; Golgi apparatus
Molecular function (GO): diacylglycerol cholinephosphotransferase activity; ethanolaminephosphotransferase activity
Source: RefSeq, a predicted model, not a curated record
AUGGAUAUCUUGGACGGGAAGCAAGCAAGACGAACCAAAACUGAUGGCAUACUCGAUGAAUACUUUGAUCAUGGCUGCGAUGCAAUUUCUGCAGUCUUUAUAGCUAUAGGUGCUUCAAUAACUCUACAGCUUGGUGUUCAUCCAAGCGAGUGUUUCUUUAUGUGUUUUGUUGGACUUGGAGUCUUCUAUACUGCUCAUUGGCAAACGUUUGAUGCUGUUGAAUCGCAAGGAGCUAUUGCAGUCACUCAUUUUAUUACCGCUUUAAUAGGUCCAGGAAUAUGGUCCUAUGAAAUAUAUGGACAUAGAAUAAACUUCUAUCUGCUAGUAGUUUCUACUGUUGUGGCAUUAGUUGCUCUUCACAGAUCAUUUGAAAUCAUCUUUAGUAGAGGAUCAACUGUAGCUGUGGCACAAAUGUCGAAAAGUCCUGUAGAUUUUGUCGAUACCGUUUUUAUUGGUCCAAUGAUGAUAUUCGUCAACCAAUACAUGGGAUUACCAAUUUCUAAUGAAAACCUUGUACUUUCGGCAGCUUUGAAGAGUGGAUUAAAUUUAGGAGUCAAAAGGUCAGAGGACAAUGUGAAUCUGAAUCUAAGUUACAAAGAAUUCCAGUGGGGUAUAUGCGUUGGACAAGGUCUCAAAAAAUCGAAAAAUUUCUUGAAAACUUAG